Molecule: messenger RNA, 663 nt
Organism: Prorocentrum cordatum
Lineage: Eukaryota; Dinophyceae; Prorocentrales; Prorocentraceae
Source: the annotation of a GenBank genome assembly
GUUCACGUGGAGUGGCCAGACAUGCGGGCGGUGUGCAAGCGCCGUUUUGAAGAGAUCUUCAUCAACAAAUGGGAGACCAUGUCCGCCCGCACUCCCCGCGCGACCUUCUGCCGCAAGUUCUUGCCGGAGCUCGAGCUGUUCCUCGACCCCGACGCCAUCGCCCGCGCCAUCGGGGCCGAGGGGGAGGAGCGCAACAUCCCCCUGUUGGUGCUGACGUCUUUGCUCAAGUCCGAGAUGGGGCAGAAAAUCUACAGCGGGGAGGCCCGCCAGGCGAAGUGGCAUUCUUUCCUCGUGGACACGAAGAUACGCCUGGCUGAUGUUAUCCGCGCUGAUUCUGACCAGGAGGCAUAUGAUAGUUUCACGGCUGCGUCCAAGGCUGGGGCCCGAGAUCUCUUGAACAGCGGUUUCCAGGCGCACGGCGCAUAUGAGUUUGAUGUAGAGUGCUUCGGCCAGGGGCGCAAAAUGUCCGUGACGCCAUUAUCGGAGGUGCCCGCCGUCAUGUGCGAAGUCCUCUUGCGCCAGGUCGUCGUGAACGCAGGGCAGGUGCAGCCGAUGCCCUGGGAGAAGCACAUCGCCGACGCCUCGGGGGGGCACGUUCCGAAUUUGCCCACGGGGGUGCGCGCCCAGACCUCUUUGAUCAGCGACUUCGUCGGCGGGAGGCAG